CUCUCGUUAUAAAAACCGCAUCGAUUUUAGAGCUACCAUUAACGCACAGUCAUUCGAACGAUCAAGUAGCCAUGGCUCUACAACUCGUGCUCGUCGCCUCUCUUGUGGCUGUCGCUACCGCCGCCCCCCAAUCGCUCCCGACCGCCCCCAACUACGGUCAAAGUGCACCCUCUUACGCUGAGGCUAUGAAGCCCGUCGACGCAGACUACGACUCGAACCCGGAGUACAGUUUUUCGUACGAGGUGCACGACGAGCUCUCCGGAGACGUGAAGAGCCACCAAGAAGCGCGGCACGGUGACGUAGUCGAGGGUUUUUACACCCUGAUCGAACCUGACGGCAACCGUCGGAUCGUUGAGUACAAAGCCGACGGUCAGAACGGAUUCAAUGCCGUUGUUCGUCGGGAACCUGUUGGAACUCGAAACGUCUAUAAUAAUGGUGGCCAAACUGUAGGUUACAAUGCCAACGAUUAUCAGCAUUGAUUAACGCAGAUAUGUUAUUGUUUACUUUAGAAAUAAACGGUUUUGCUAUAAAAUUUAUAAA
This is a messenger RNA of Diprion similis, 540 nucleotides long. RefSeq names its product larval cuticle protein A2B-like. Gene Ontology annotation, cellular component: extracellular matrix. NCBI's taxonomy places the organism in Eukaryota, Metazoa, Arthropoda, Insecta, Hymenoptera, Diprionidae. The transcript has 2 exons. The record is from RefSeq and is a predicted model, not a curated record. Bases 72 to 479 code for a protein of 135 amino acids.